This is a messenger RNA of Cornus florida, 1269 nucleotides long. RefSeq names its product GATA transcription factor 25-like. Gene Ontology annotation, biological process: regulation of DNA-templated transcription. Gene Ontology annotation, molecular function: protein binding; sequence-specific DNA binding; zinc ion binding. The coding region runs from base 187 to 1002 and encodes 271 amino acids. The transcript has 7 exons. The record is from RefSeq and is a predicted model, not a curated record. Lineage: Eukaryota; Viridiplantae; Streptophyta; Magnoliopsida; Cornales; Cornaceae.
CACAAGCAACUCCUGUCUUGAGCUGUCCUUCACUCUCUACUCGGAAACCCCCAAACUCUCCAGGAGUAUUCUGGACAACCGUUUCACCGAGCAAUUACACACACGUAUACAUACAUAACACACAACAAUUGUCAAUUGUUCCACGAUACAACUGGUAAAGGUUAGGGUUUUUUUUUGGGUUCUUAUAUGCUCUGUAAUGCUUCCUUCGAGGCCAUUGAACCGACCUCAAAACCACCAAUGUACGGGCACUCUCAACCCCUGAACGUCCACGACCAGUUCGUCGGCGGCGACGGAGACGAUGCCAACGCCGGUGGCGACUCCAUGGACAGCCCGCAUGUUCCAUACGAAGCUCAAGGUCUGGAAGACGGCGGUGGAAUAGACGCCUCUGACGCCGUCUAUGCCGACGGCGGCUCUGAUCUGUCCGUUCAACAGAACGACAGUGCAAACCAGCUCACGCUGUCGUUCCGUGGUCAGGUCUAUGUGUUCGACUCUGUAACAACAGAUAAGGUUCAGUCAGUGCUUCUACUUUUGGGGGGAUGUGAAUUUUCUGCGGCCGGACAAGGUUUAGAACUAGCAUAUCAGAAUCAGAGGGGUUCAAUGGACUAUCCACGUUGUAGUCAUCCACAGAGAGCUGCCUCGCUGAAUAGGUUCCGCCAGAAGAGAAAAGAGCGGUGCUUUGAUAAGAAAAUUAGAUAUAAUGUCCGCCAAGAAGUUGCACUCAGGAUGCAACGUAAGAAGGGUCAAUUUACUUCUUCCAAAAAGUCCGAGGAGGGCUGGAGUACUGCUGAGGAUUCAGGACAAGAUAGCCCACCAGAAACUUUGUGCACUCAUUGCGGCACUAGUUCAAAGUCCACUCCAAUGAUGCGGCGAGGCCCGGCUGGUCCAAGGACCCUUUGCAAUGCUUGUGGUCUUUUUUGGGCAAACAAGGGUAGCUUGAGGGAUCUUUCUAAGAAAAUCCAUGAUAAUGCUCUGACCAUAACUGAGCAGGUAUGCAUCUCAUGAUGUAUUAGGGGUGAAGGUGAAGCUAACGAGUCCGAUAGUGGAACUCUUAUCCCCUCCACACACUAAUGUUGCUACUUUACCCAAAAAUCAGUUUUAGUUGCCCAGCAGUGAGUUUUAAGCUGUCACAAAGAGGCAAUCCACACUAGUUUGCUCUGGCAUCAUUCAAAUUAUAGAAGGUUCUCUAGUAAUUUCGUUCGGUUUGUCUUGUUAAUUGUACAGAUACAGGUUCAUCAAUAUAUGAGGUCACCGGCUCCUGUUUUUAGUUUC